Molecule: messenger RNA, 1131 nt
Organism: Thamnophis elegans (Western terrestrial garter snake)
Lineage: Eukaryota; Metazoa; Chordata; Lepidosauria; Squamata; Natricidae
Gene: ZDHHC19
Product: zinc finger DHHC-type palmitoyltransferase 19
Exons: 9
Coding region: 1-1131 (376 amino acids)
Biological process (GO): peptidyl-L-cysteine S-palmitoylation; protein targeting to membrane
Cellular component (GO): Golgi apparatus; endoplasmic reticulum
Molecular function (GO): protein-cysteine S-palmitoyltransferase activity
Source: RefSeq, a predicted model, not a curated record
AUGGCAUCCGGCAGGGAUGGGUGCCACCCGCUCUUCUCGGGAUCCUUCGCCUCUUUCCACUUCAGCACCCUCGUGGCGCUGAGCUGCGUGUUCUUCACCUUCCCCGGCACCUGGCUGGGCCUGAACGUCUCCUGGGCUUUUCCCAUCAUCUGCGCCAACCUCCUCAUCCCGACCCUCCUUUACUUCUGCCUCACCAGUUUCACGGACACGGGAAUCCUCCAUAAAGGCAUCGAAGAAGAGCUGGAGAACCAGGCCAACACGCUGGGCAGCCCCCAGCAACACUGGUGCAACCAUUGUCAGUUGUACUGCCUGCCGCACACCUUCCAUUGUCACUGGUGCAACAUUUGUGUGGAGGAAUUCGACCAUCACUGCCUGUGGGUGAAUAACUGCAUCGGCUGCCACAACUUCCGUUUCUUCCUCCUCUUCCUCCUCUUCCUCGUCAGCUACGACCUGGCGGUGCUCCUCGCCUGCUUCACUUACCUGGCCCUCAACUCCCAGCAGCCCUUCGGCGUGGAGAAAAUCUGCACGGUGCUCCUGACCAUUCCUGCUGCUUCCUCCCUCGUGCCACUGCUAAUCCUGCUGUCCCACCAAAUCAUCACAGUUGUAGCUGCUCAGGAUCCAGGCACAUUCAAGGAUCCCUUUGCUAGCCAUCCUUCGGCCUGGAGGAGCUAUUUCUUUGCGCUGUGCAAGUUGCCCGAUGCCAAGCCACAACGGAGCUCAGCCUGGCCGGUGGCCGCAAGGACCGGCUCAAAGGGAGCCAAGCCCUUCUCCACCCUCUUGGUCACCGGCACCCCCACCCCUGACUCCGGACCGCCUGCCCAUCUGCCAGACUCUCCCCGCGAGCCAAAGGGGCUGAAGGCCUGGGGACAGUUGCUCGCAGCCGUGGGCAGACUCCUGCGCCCCUGCGUGGACAUCUGGCCAGGGAAAACCGCCAAGGAGGUUAGCCAAAAAGAAAACCUCUGGCAGCUGAAUGGCAACAACCGAAGUGUGGCCAUCACAAUCCCCGACAUCCUGGAAUCCGGAGAGAGCCCGGAGGCGGUGCAGGAGCCCCACUGGAAGGGCCAGAUCCACGGGAGCAGGCUGGCGCCCUCCUCUCCCACCGUCAUGCUGCUCUCCGUCUCCGACAUCUGA